Nanorana parkeri is the source of this 2395-nucleotide messenger RNA. RefSeq names its product tensin 4 (gene TNS4). NCBI's taxonomy places the organism in Eukaryota, Metazoa, Chordata, Amphibia, Anura, Dicroglossidae. The record is from RefSeq and is a predicted model, not a curated record. Gene Ontology annotation, molecular function: protein binding. Bases 59 to 2161 code for a protein of 700 amino acids. The transcript has 14 exons.
CACCACUCAGGACAACACAGCAGGAACCUUUUGUUAAUUUUUCAAAGUGAAAACUAUCAUGUCCCAAGUAAUACCCAACCAUGUGUUGCGAGUGGGACAGACAGUCUGCAUGGCACCCAAAGAAGACGGAGGUGGUUUCAGACAAGUGGCACACCCAAGAGGUAUAUCGAUGACUACCAAAUACUCCUAUUACACUUCAGAGAGAUGUGUGGGGCAGGUGACAUCACAAGUCAGUGGCCACCGGAUGGCAGACACAGCUCUUUAUGGUGGACCAAUGAACCCAAACUCUGCUGGAUCCUUUUACAAGGCUGCCGAGAAAGGGCCUCACAUUCCCACAAAUGGAUCAGAAGUAGAAGUCAAUGAGGAAGAUCCAAUGUCUCCAUCACUGGAUAUAUCCAUAGACAAUCUGAACCAGCUCAUCUUACAGCUGGAUCCCACCUUCCAACCCUUGCCUGUUAACACUGAUCUAAUAAAGAAAAAACGAGAGCCUUCACCCUGUAGGCCAGUUACAGCCAAGACUCCAAGUCCCCCAGCCAUAAAAUGCGUGGAGAUGAACCCCACCAGAGUAGUUGCUCAUGAGAGCAUACAAAGAUCUUCAAGCCCCACACCGCAAUUUGAGGGCAUACUCAUUUCACGUGGAACAGACAGUAACUGCACCCCAAAUGGCAGUCUCAUCUUCUGUGAGCCACAAUCACAUGCCAGCAAGCAACAAAAUCAGUAUCAGAAUCAAUCUACUGGGAUUAUCCACCAAGCAGCAGAAACCAUUGCUGUCCCUAAUAGAAGGUCUAAUCAACCCAAUUCUAUUUUAUCCUCAUCACUUGGCUCAGACAGCUCACUCUACACAAGGCCUUCAUUCUACAGCAGCGAGGCAUCGGUCCUGUCCACUAGUCCAGGAUCAGACACCAGCUAUAUUUUGGGAAGCACUCAUUCUCUUCCAUACGAUGACACAGAUGGCUACCAGUUCUCUUCAAGAAUGUUAGAAAGCCCAUUUGGGUCUGGGGGGUCCUUUUCCAACUUAAACAGCCCUGCAAUAAUGUCACCUACCACUCCUAUUCAUCGCUUUGACCACCAUGGCAGUUUUCACCACUCCAAAAUUUCUCCUCAUGCUUCAACAAAAGGUCACGCCAACAGCUGCCCGCCAUCUGUCAAUAAUUCCAGUAUGGACAUCCCCAUUCUUUUGGUUAAUGGGUGCUUGGAGAAUGGAGACCUCUCCUCCAAAUCUUCCAGAAACUUCCUGAAUGGACUCAAAAGAAAAGAAUCCUCUAGUUUCAACAAAACGUACUCUGAGUCCUCUAUCCCAACAUGUUCAGACAGCACUGUAAAAGAGGGUCAGUCUGGCAUGAAGUUUGUUAUGGACACGUCCAAGCUUUGGUUUAAGCCCAGCAUCACUCGUGACCAAGCUAUCGAGUAUUUGAUGGACAAAGAGCCGGGAACUUUCAUUAUCCGAGAUAGCACAUCCUUCCGGGGAUCCUUUGGGCUUGCUAUGAAGGUUCCAGGAACACUCUCCAAAACAGAUAACACAACAAAGGAGCUCGUCCGACAUUUCCUGAUUGAAUCAUCCCCAAAAGGAGUCCAUCUGAAAGGUGCCGCAGAAGAGCCUUACUUUGGGAGCCUCUCUGCAAUGGUGUACCAGCACACAAUCACCCCAAUAUCCUUACCCUGCAAACUGCGCAUCGCUGACAAAGCUCAGAAUGAUGGAGGGAGCAGUCCAGAUUCUCUUCCAGAUGCUACAUCAGAGCUGAAGACUUCAGCUGCAUGCAAUGUCUUGUAUCUGAACUCUGUCAGCACUGAAACCCUGACUGGAUCCAGCGCCAUCCAGAAAGCGGUGACUGUCACUUUUGAGAAGGCCGACCUCCAGGUGCCCACUAUUGUAAACUUUAAAGCCACAGAACAGGGAGUGACCCUGACCGACAUUCAGCGCAAAGUGUUCUUCAGACGUCAUUAUCCUGUGUCAACCCUCAGCUUUUGCAGUGUGGACCCCGACCUCAGGAAGUGGCAGAGACAAUGUAAAUCUUCAAGAAUAUUUGGUUUUAUAGCAAAGAAUCCAACAGACCCAUCAAACAACGUGUGCCAUGUCUUUGCCGAAUAUGAUGCCAUUCAGCCUGCCUCACCUCUGAUUACCUUCCUGACAAAGUUGAUUCAACAGCAAGAAAGAGUCUGAUUGCUGAUACCACAGCUACAUGUGUGGUUUUAUAUACCCAUCCUUAUUUAUCGUAUGGGACAGCAGUGCUACGGGCUCCAUUUUUCUUAUGUGCUCUUGCCUCAAGCAUCAUUGUAUCACUUUUCAUGGACACUUAAAGCAAGUUGCCUAAAGUAUGUAUGGAUGCCUUCAGAAACCUUGAACUAAAGACCAAUCGGAUAUUUAUUAUUUGAUAAAAGACUUGUGAUCGUUUGU